Corythoichthys intestinalis (scribbled pipefish) is the source of this 908-nucleotide messenger RNA. It is a transcript of the gene pebp1, whose product is annotated as phosphatidylethanolamine binding protein 1. The coding region runs from base 278 to 847 and encodes 189 amino acids. The transcript has 4 exons. NCBI's taxonomy places the organism in Eukaryota, Metazoa, Chordata, Actinopteri, Syngnathiformes, Syngnathidae. Gene Ontology annotation, biological process: negative regulation of MAPK cascade. The record is from RefSeq and is a predicted model, not a curated record.
GACAGCCUUUCGUUUUAUAAGGGUAUACGCUAUAAGCAAAUGAAUGAAUUAACGGGAUGUAAGAGCAACCAUGGAUAGGAAAUAGGAAAAGGGUGGUUGAAUACAGUAACCCUUAAGGGAAAAGUGCUAUGUUAAAGUGCUCAUUUAUAUAGUCCAUUUUUCUCGGCUGUCCCUGAACGUUGCAUUUAUCGAAGCUUGCCAAACAAACAAACGCACGUCGUGAGUGAGCUCUUAACGGCUAGUAGCUGUCAGUUUACCCGGCGUCCGCCCAGACAAUAUGCCCGUGGAUGUGAACCAGUGGAGCGGCCCGCUGAAGCUCCAGGAGGUGGAGGACAAACCCGGCCGGCCUCUGAUCGUCAAAUACGGCUCUGUGGAGAUUGACGAGCUGGGGAAAGUGCUCACGCCGACGCAGGUCCAGAACCGGCCUACGAGCAUCGAAUGGGAGGGAUGUGACCCCGAGAAACUUUACACUUUGGCCCUGACCGACCCUGACGCUCCCAGCAGGGAAAACCCCAAAUUCAGGGAGUGGCAUCAUUUCCUGGUGGUCAACAUGAAAGGAAACGACGUGUCGACUGGCCAUGUUUUGUCCGACUACGUGGGUUCCGGUCCUCCGCAGGGAACAGGUCUUCACCGCUACGUGUGGCUGGUGUACAGCCAGUCGGAGGCGCUGUCGUGCACCAAGCCCGUCCUCACCAACUGCUCCGGCGACGGGCGCGGCAAGUUCAGCGUGCGCAACUUUCGGCGCAAGUAUAAACUGCAAGAGCCCGUGGCCGCCACCUGUUACCAAGCGGAGUGGGACGACUACGUGCCCAAACUCUACAAACAGCUCGCGGGAAAGUCAAAGUAAAACCAGAUGUUUCCCUGAAAUGCGACAAGUUGAAAUAAAAAGGGGGGAAAAAAACAGCAAA